AUGGUAGCAGGGUUUUUACAGGAAGUUCCCGCAGAAUUAAGAUCAAAAUUGGAAAGAAUUACAUCUAUUCUGCCAGAUUCUGUUGAAAUAUUUCAAGAAUUAUACGAUUUCGCACUUACUAAAGGAGAGACGUUAGAGAGGAAGAAACCAAACAUUAAUGUGCCAGAAAAUGAAAAGAUAGAUUCAUCUGAUAUAAUAUUCAAAUUAGAAAAUGCCUCGAUAUUGUCACCUCUAAGAAAAAAACUAGAUUUCGUAUUUCAUUUAUCUCCAACCAAUAAACAGUUAAUGAUAUCUUUAUUAAAAAAUGGUAAAUCAGAAUAUAGUAUAGGAGAUUUGAAGACUAAUAUUAAAAUGGCUACUUUUUUGCCAGUACCUGAAAAACAGAACAUUGUUUAUCUUUUCCUAGAUUGUAGAUCUCCUAAUAAUCCAAACCAACAGGAACCUAUACUGAUGACAUUAAAUAAGAUGACUACUUUAGAACAAUUUUGUAAGAUGGGUAUUUUGCCAAGCAACGAGAAGGACUUUAAGAAAUGCAAGGAUUACAUGAGGAAACAAGCCAUAUUAACAGGUUUUAGAAUAACUGAUCCCUUCUCUAAUAAUAAUACUCAAGGGCAAUUAAACUCAUUCCAUGUUGAGUGUCACAGAGGAACAAAGGAAGGUACGUUAUAUUUUUUACCGGACCAUAUAUUAUUUGGUUUCAAGAAACCUAUAUUAUUAUUUCAAUCAACAGAUGUUGCAUCCAUUACGUAUUCUUCUAUCACAAGAUUAACUUUUAAUAUGACCCUUAUAACAAAUGACGAACAGAAAUAUGAAUUUUCCAUGAUAGAUCAAUCAGAAUAUGCAACAAUUGAUGGAUAUGUUAAAAUUAAACAAGUUACUGAUAAAUCAAUGAGUGAAGAAUUGAAAGCAAAGAAAUUGAAGAAUUCACAACAAUCAAAUAAUGACGAAUCUAUCAUAAAAGACGCAGUUGCAGAAAUAGACAAUAAACAAGGUACCAAUCUCCAGAACUUGCCAGACGAUUCUGAUGAUGAAGAAAAUGACCAAGAUUUUCAAGCCGAUAGUGAUCUUUCUGAUGGGAGUGACCAGGAUGAAGAAGAGGGUGAUGACAAUGAUGACAAUGAUGAAGACCAAGCAGAAGAAGUCGCUGAUGAAGAGGAAGAAGAAGAAGAAGAAGAUCUGGAUGAUUUAGAAGAGAUACAACCACCUGCGGAAAAUGUUUCACAAUUGAAUCUACAAUUGAACUAUUCUACAGCUGAAAAUAUACAUACAAAUGAAGACUCGGCAAAUAACAUAAAUAUUGGUUCUUUAGAAGAUAUAAUAGUAGAUGUGGAUGACGGGGAUGACGACGAUGAAGAUAAUUCAGGUGUUGAAUAUGACUAG
Maudiozyma barnettii is the source of this 1380-nucleotide messenger RNA. RefSeq names its product Rtt106p (gene RTT106). Lineage: Eukaryota; Fungi; Ascomycota; Saccharomycetes; Saccharomycetales; Saccharomycetaceae. The record is from RefSeq and is a predicted model, not a curated record. Gene Ontology annotation, molecular function: nucleosome binding; histone binding. The transcript has a single exon. The coding region runs from base 1 to 1380 and encodes 459 amino acids.